UGCAUGUUCCGUUUCGCUCGCGUGCAGAGAGGGGAAGCGGAGCUCGCGUUCUAGCUUCGGAAUUUUCUUUUCCGUGGCACUCCACCGGUUCACCCUCGGCGGGUAUGUUUCGCGUUUAUGUUUCCAUGACACGUGCGAGGGACACCGAAAAUCCACCCAGGCACAGGCCCUGACGGCGCGCGCCGAGUGAAACUUGCAUGCCCUUUCCUUCGUGUUCGGUUGCCUCCCAAAUCGAACGUCGCUGCUGAAACCGAACGUCCGUCGCUGUUGACGUCCAUUCAUCAUGGCUACGUCCGCCGUGGCCAUGAAAUGGCUGGAACUCCUGGAGAAAGAGUUUGACAGGGCCUACCUGGACUUGGACAUUCUUUUGGGAGAGGUUGACGAAGAGCAAUGCGACAUCACCUACGAAGCCAGGAGGCGAAUGUCCGCCCUCAGCAGCGCUUUCGCCCAGCUGUGUCACAAGGCGCAGACUGUGUUCGAAACCAACGAGAAACUGGAGUGUGAACUACAGGAGCUCAAGUCCGACUUGUAUGAGGCGCAGUCAACUAGUUCUGUGCUGAAUAAGGAGCUUCAGCAUCUUGUGCUGCAGCUGCAUUCAGCCCAGUUGCAAGUGUCUGCGCAGAUGGGGCACGCAGGUGACUCUACUGCCAUCAAGCAGAAACUGGAACAAGAAAUGACCAUGUAUCGAAUGGAUCUGGGCCGCGAGAUGCAACUGGAGGCAGAGGUAGCCCAGCUGCGCAAGGAGAAUGCUUCGCUUCGCAGGGACAUAGUGUCCCUGCAGAGCGAAGUGUUUGGUGCCAAGCUGGCUGCCAAGUACCUUGACAAAGAACUGGCUGGCAGAAUCCAGCAAAUACAACUGCUCGGCCGAGACCUAAACCCAAGUGAACAUGACCGCCUUUGGAAUCAGCUGGAGUCUGAGAUCCACCUGCACAGGCACAAGGCAGUAAUUCGAGCCUGCCGAGGCCGCUCCUCCAAUGCUGCUAGUCUGCCCGGGCCAGAGCUCACGAUGCCCGACGAAGGCACUCCGCUGCGCCGCCAUCAGGGAAUUGGAGAUGUGCGGACCGUGCGACUUACUAAGGGCAAAGAUGAAGGACUUGGAAUCUCUAUCACAGGUGGUCUAGAGCAUGGUGUUCCCAUAGUCAUUUCUGAAGUUCUCCCAGACAUGCCAGCCUGGAGGAGUGGCAAGCUGUUUGUCGGAGAUGCCAUUCUAGCUGCCAACGGUGUCGACUUGAGAGAAGCAAAGCACAACGACGCUGUCAAGGUUCUUUCUGGCUUGCAAGGUGAAAUUACACUCAAGGUCUUGUAUAUUUCACCUGACGAGGACAGUGAUGACGAGACACAGGACAGUCAGCACUUGAGGUACCAUUUCUUUUAUCCGGAAGAUGUCAGUGAGACUAGCGUAGCUCCGAGUGACGACGAAAACGGCAUGGUGGACCGGUCCCUGUCGCGCUUCGCCACAUCGCCUCAUAUGACACCCGGUCACGGAGCCACCACAGCAGUACCUGGUCUCGCAGUGCCUGCCACACCAGAAGCCAGAGCAAAGUCCAGCGAGAGUGUCGGCCGAGAAGCUGCACCUGAGGUCAAGGCCGUUACCAACACUUCUCCGGCCAAGCUGGCUAAUGAAGUGAAUGGAACUGCUGGCACUGAGCAGAGAGCGGUUUCUACGUGAAUGGAGCCGUGAGCUCACCACACACUGUGAUGAGCUCAAAACUUGUUACAGCUUGUUUCUCGACAGUUUCAAACAGCAGUUUGUCGUCCGCUGCUGUGUCCAGCUGGCACACGCUUGUUGGCACUAAAUUAAAAGAUUGUUUGAGUACAACGUGACUUCAUCAUUCCAAGCUGUUCUCAAUAUCUGUGCUUUUUAUACACGCUUGUGAAAAUUUUUUAAAGAGUCAGUUUCAUUAAUAUGUUUCCUUAUAAUGCAUAGUGCUUGCGUGUACAAAAUGUGCUUAUGCAGGUGUCUCAACUGUCAAUAAAUAUUUGCAAGGUGUGGAUUGGAAUCUCACAUAUUUACAGACAGUGGCAUACGUUUAUGUUUUUAUACUUAUCAGAGCGGGGAAUGACAAUGGCCCAUGCUAGAAAGUGUUUUGUAACUGUGGUCGGGAAAGCGUAAUUGUUUCGUUGGCCUGUUUCACUGUUAACUGUACUGGCGCAAAACUUCAACAUUGCACAUUGCACUACUGCGCUGAUUUGCCUCGCGGCAGUCCACCAGUUUGCUAGUUCCAAAACAAGCAAGGCAGCAAAGAGCAGUCUUUUUUCGUGGCAAGUGAGAGUAUUAAGGAAGCGCUUGCAAGGAAGGCAGUGUCAAGGUACCUGAAACGUUCAUGAACAAAUUGGGAAUGAUAGAUGGCUAACGUUUUUUUUUUUUCUUGUCCCUGAUAGAGCCAUCCCAUGAAACAUGUCACAUACUUAAAGGGAUAACCACAGUAAAUAUUACAUUUCAGCACUAAGCAAGAGAGGGGCAGCUACUAUUCCAUGCUGCAUAACAAUGGCAGCACAAUGCAAGUACACUUCACUUUAUGCCUUGUGUGCACAUUAGUGGAUAUCGGGUAGGAAGAAUUGACUUUUAAUUCUUUACUAUAGCAUCCCUUGUUGCCCACUAUGCAGCCAAAUACAUUGUGUGGCUUUCGCUGUGCACCGAGAAUUUGAGGUGGAUUCUUGGGGUGCGUAUUUGUUAUGCAUGUGCAUGUGGCAGAUGGCUCUGUGCAACAGUGAAGGCUGGCUUACAAGAAAAUGCUGUAGGCACCCAGUCAUGUUCUCGAUACAUUUAUUGGUUACCUUAUUUAAUCACAAGAGGAGACCAGUUUUGGCAAGGAAUCCAGUGACAGCGUGAUUGAUUUCUAAGUUCCAGUGGUUUGUUCGCCUGAAUUGUGAUUGCAGAAUAUACGUUACGCUAUCCUGUUGAGCUGUGGCAUUUAUUAGGGAGGUUUCUGCGAGCUUUCCACGUCCCGCUUUGCAUAAAUGUAUGUUCUAGUAGGUACUUGUCAAACCUCUAUCUGCACUUUCGAAAGUACGUAUGGGCCACCAACAUAACUGACCAGGGCUGUUUUUAUGUGAUGCUGUGGGUACCUGUUACAUUCGCAGCACUUUGAUGUUCUAGAGAGAGAAAGGAAAAGAGUCAAUUUUCAUUUUCCAGAACAAUGAGGUGCUAUUGAGGCUCUGCAGAUUUGGUCUUGGUUUCAGUUGUAUGCAGUGUGCCUUGUGUAUUUUUGAUAAGGAGUGUACAGUGAUUGUACCAGAAUAAUGUUGUCUAUGUGUGGCUUUUGACAGACAGAACUGCUUGAUAGCUAGCUUUCCAGUUUUGACGACAUUGUGAUAGCUGUGCUUGAAAGUGUAGUCACAUCGUCUACACAAAUUCAGUUUAGGACUUGGUGUGUUCAUAUGCACAGAUUCAAGCUUUCAUGAUAUACCUAAAUCACCGGUAUAACUUCCUUUGUUUUUUUCCUACGGACUUUUUCAUUGCCUUUGAUGCUGCUUAUGUCAUUGGCUAUUGCUGUUGAGCGAGCGAAGAAAAAACAUUUUGUUGUUGGAAUGUACGCAGAGCUGUGCGAUUUCUUUAUCUGCAUGAAGUGGACAUUGAAUCCGUGAAUGUCUUUGUACAAGUACUUUAAAACAAAUUCUCCACACUUGGAUAGAUGCAGUCAACAAUAGAGAUGUCACUUUAGAGUGUAAAGCUCAAUCAUUUUUAAGCUUGCCAAAUCUGAGCUUUGGACUGUUUCUUUCAGUGUUAAAACAAGUUUUGGGUACUGUCUUGCUGACCACUUAUCAUUUUUAUUUUCUUUAUAUUUAUUCAAAAAUGAUGAAAGGCAUGUAAGAGGUAUUGUAAAAAAGGCAGGAGGAUUGUUUUAGUAAAGAGAAGUUAUAUUUGUGUGCAGGAUGUGUUAUCUAUCAUAACGGUAUUUAGUGCAAACAUUAGGCAAUAAACUCAAUACCAUUAUGAAUAACAUGUUUCAACUUGCCCAACAAGCAUCGUUGUUGGGUUGUCUAUUGCAAUGUCAGUUUUUUUAGCAUCAAUGCUGUGAAAUAAAACAGAAGUGUAGCUUUGCUUUUUUUUUUUUUUUUGAUAGUGUGUCAUGGGACAUAGACUUGCAAUAUUGUGUGCAUCUCUGAAAUUAUUGUUUUUGAAGUCAUUCAUUAGUGACAUUAUUCACUGUGGAAGUGGCCUUCUUUCACCGAGUUUUUUUUUAACUGGCCUCCCAUACCUAUCAGUCGUUGCUUAUGAUGUGCAAUAUAACUGCGGAACUGAUUUACUUACAAGUAACUAAGCUUCUGCAGCAUAACUUUAUUGCAGAAGCACAGAGUCAAAUUCAUCUUAUUGCUUAAUACCUAAUUCCAUGAAUAGUACUAGAGCCAGUAUUUCUUUUUUUCUGAUUCCAAAAGGAAGAAUCAUAUUCUUUCGUGCCAACAUUUGUUUCCUGAAGCAUUAAGCUUUCACAGUACUUGCUGUGGAGGGCAAAACAGUAGUUUUUGGUAUGCUAGCUUACAAUGACACUGAUUGAGGUUAUCAACUAAGUAUUUCAUUGUGGAAAGCUUGUAGGUCGUCCUAGACAAUUUUAAUGCACUUAAUUCAUAUUUUGCAAUUGAAAUUACAGUGGAGAAUUGCCUGGAAGUAUUCCGGUUUGCAAACAAUUUCAGUUAUGCAGUUUGCAAACAAGUUCAAAUCUAGUGCUGUUUUUUAUUGGGCACUUCUGUUUUUGCUUAUGGCACACGAAAUUUCCAUACGCUUAACGGUACGAUUAUAGUAGCUCGGUGCAGCUGGUGUGACUGUGGCAUAGGCGACAGUGGCAGUGAAUCAAAAGAGCAGGCUUGAACCUUGCAAGCUGAGGCAUUAUAAAGUUUAAAAAUUUCUAAAGACACCCCUGUUUCAUGGGCAUUAGGUGUGUUGAAAUAGUGUUGAAGUUUUAAUUGUAACACUUGCCUUCAUUCAAACUGCUUUUGUAUGAGGUUCAAAAGUCGGUGCACAGUAAAGAUUUUUUUUUCUAACAAGGUGACCCUGAAAGGCAAGCAUGUCAUUGAAGUGCACAGCAAGAAGCAAUUUGAAGGAAUCGCCAACACCUGCCCGGUUGGAUGAAAUUAUUGCGUAAUCAAAGUACAUAGAUGCAGCCAACAUUUAGAAACUGUUCCAGGCAUGGCUUUUUGUUGUGUUCCUUCAAGGUGCACAACAAUGCAAGUCCACUUUACAUGAAAUUGUGAGUUACGAGCUAAAGAAAUAAAAUUGCCUUCUUUUGUGCCUCUGCAAAAAAAUUGCAAUUGUUGUUUACCAAUGCACUGUAAAUCCAAGAACUAUGUUAUGAGCGUUUAAGAACCACUUUCCUGCAGAGCAUUGUUGCUUUUCUGCGGGACCUUCUCCAAAGUGGCUAGUUGUAGUGUAGCAAGUGCACAGUCAUAUGCCUGCAAACUAUUCCAGGCUGUACUAUAAGUAAUGUCCCCAUAACAUUACAAAAGCAUAAAAUGUCACCAUUAUUUCAACAGGGCAUAUUCAGUUUAUACACCAUGCAUGUACAUAAGUUUACAGUGCAAAUUUUGUUUGCAAUAUGCUGUAUAGUCCAGUUUGAAACUGCAUGCAAGGCUGUAGGGCAAACAAUUUAAGCACAUGAAUAUGUGCAAUUAUCUGUGUCUGUAGAUUCUGGAACUGUUUUAGAAGGUUAGCUUUUACAGAUGCACAGAUGGGGCAACCCCGUCAAUCAUCUACUUCUAUAAACUACUCACUGCUCUCAUGUUUGUAUGUUGCAUUUCAUAUUAGACCGUACGCUACUACUAUUUUUAUUAAACACUGCCAAAACAUUUUUGGCACAGAGAGCUCUCGUAUCUGAUGUGUAUGUCUAGUCUCAAGCUGUGCAUUUAUUUUACCAUGGCAGUUAUUGCAGCAUACAAUGUGGAAUUCUCAUUGCAUGUGAAAUGCAUUACUUUACAUGGAAAUAAAAGGCAUCAUAAACUGUGUCUUCUUGUAUUCAGC
Messenger RNA from Rhipicephalus microplus (southern cattle tick), 5956 nucleotides. Its product is annotated as Golgi-associated PDZ and coiled-coil motif-containing protein. Gene Ontology annotation, molecular function: transmembrane transporter binding. Gene Ontology annotation, cellular component: trans-Golgi network transport vesicle; Golgi apparatus; membrane. NCBI's taxonomy places the organism in Eukaryota, Metazoa, Arthropoda, Arachnida, Ixodida, Ixodidae. The record is from RefSeq and is a predicted model, not a curated record. Gene Ontology annotation, biological process: negative regulation of protein localization to cell surface.